Cynara cardunculus var. scolymus (artichoke) is the source of this 661-nucleotide messenger RNA. Its product is annotated as photosystem II reaction center W protein, chloroplastic-like. Gene Ontology annotation, cellular component: chloroplast; photosystem II. The transcript has 2 exons. Gene Ontology annotation, biological process: photosynthesis. The record is from RefSeq and is a predicted model, not a curated record. Bases 72 to 476 code for a protein of 134 amino acids. Lineage: Eukaryota; Viridiplantae; Streptophyta; Magnoliopsida; Asterales; Asteraceae.
AAAAACAAACUAAAGCCUUCAUCUUUGAAGUGCAAUCUCCAUUCUUGAAUCUUCAACUUCCUGCAAAGAAGAUGGCAUCCAUUUCUGCUUCCAUUUCUACCCCUUCUCUCCUCCAGAAGCCUUCGAUUACCGUCCGUGCUACCCCGAUCCUCGGGUUGCCAUCGAUGAGCAAGAUGGGGAAAGUGAGAUGUUCGUUGGAAAUUAAGCCCGCAGUGGCAUCAGAGGAUGCUGCACCAAAGUUGAGGAUGGGUGCACCAUCCUUGAUGGCKGCAGCAGUUGCCGCAACCAUGUCGAGCCCAGCAGCCAUGGCUCUUGUGGAUGAUAGAAUGAGCACAGAAGGAACCGGGCUACCCUUUGGUCUAAGCAACAACCUUCUCGGGUGGAUCCUUUUUGGUGUUUUCGGUUUGAUMUGGACCCUUUACUUCGUGUACACCGGCAGCCUUGAAGAGGAUGAGGAAUCCGGUCUAUCUCUGUAAACUUUCUUACCUUAAACGACAAUGUGCCAAUUGUGAUGGACUUAUGUGUAAUAUUAUUCAUGUAUCCUUUCURCUUUGAUUGAGGCAUAUUUAUGUUUAUGAAAAUUGCACUUUGGUCCUUCUAGAUUUGAAUCUCGACACAUUUCUUGUAAAGUCCGAUUCCAUUUUUCGCAUCUAUUAUGAAA